AUGGGUUUCUUCUCAUCAAACAGGAGAUACCGCACGGCUUUUACGAGAGAGCAGCUGGCGCGGCUCGAGAAGGAAUUCAUGAAAGAGAACUACGUUUCCAGGCCAAGAAGAUGCGAGCUGGCUGCUCAAUUGCAGCUGCCUGAAUCUACUAUCAAGGUAUGGUUUCAAAAUCGCCGCAUGAAAGACAAACGUCAGAGAAUCGCAGUCGCCUGGCCCUAUGCGGCUGUGUACAGUGACCCUGCCUUCGCCGCCUCGAUUCUUCAAGCAGCCGCCUCUUCCGUGGGCCUGCCUUACGGGUAUCCGUCACCGGCUCUAUUACCCCCCUUCCACAACCCCCAGCUGUUACCAGCCGGCUACCCGUACCCAUACCCCCCUUACCCACGAUACCCCUACAUCCCCCCCACACCGCCAUCUCCCGUGAACCCAGAACCUUCACAGCUGCGGCCGCCAUAUUCGAAUUUCAAUCUGAACGUCGACAAA
This is a messenger RNA of Iphiclides podalirius (scarce swallowtail), 480 nucleotides long. Lineage: Eukaryota; Metazoa; Arthropoda; Insecta; Lepidoptera; Papilionidae. The record is from the annotation of a GenBank genome assembly.